AGACACGGUGGGAGCGAGACACACAAACGGACAGUGUGUGAGAGAGAGAGGGAGGGAGGGAGAUAGACAGGCGCGAGAGAGUAGUAAGUCAAACGCAACUCAAAAGACCAGAGGACUGGUGGGACUUCUAUUGCUGUUUCAUUUGGGGAUCCAUACAGUUUACACAGGCAGUUCCAUCAGAACUGGACUUUCUUUUAUUGGACAAAGGUGCGCUCGGCUGUGCGCUCGGCUGUGGAGGACAGGCUGGAUGCCAUGGACCCGCUGUUGCCCGCAGACGCGGACGUGAUGGAGCGAGAGGCAGACAAGGACGCGAGGAGGAAGAUCCAGUUCUCCGUGCCUUCCUCCGUGCCCACCCAGCUGGACCCGCGACAGGUGGAGAUGAUUCGACGUCGGAGGCCGACACCAGCCACACUCUUCAGACUGACAGACCCGCCAUCACCAGAGGAAGAAAUUGGCCCUCACCAGUGGGUUCUGGGGGAAAAUGGAGCCUUGAAAGCCAAACUGGUUAACACGUCAACCUACCAGCCCCCCUCACUAAAAGCUGUCCAGAGAAUGGCGCUGGCCCACCUGGCCUCCCUGGACAUGUCUUCUGUGGACAAAGAUGAGCCCUCUUCUGGGGAGGAAGAGGAGGAACGUGAAAAGGAGAGCCAUCAGACAGCCUCAGCUACAGAUCUAAGGGUAGAAAGCAAACCUCUCAGGGAACAGUGUGCUCCACCGGACAGUUUGACAGGAAGUGCUGAUCUGAGCCGUCACCACGAAGACAAAAAGAAGGCCAAAGAAAGCGAGGAAGAAAAGGGAGAAUGACAAAAGAACAGGGCUCCGAUGCAGACAAAAUGUUAAGUGUGGGACAGACUUGCAUGGCACCCAUAUGGCCAAUGUGUGUGCGUGUAUGGGUGCAUGUAUGAGUGUGUGUUAUCUGGGUCUGUGAGCAUGAGCGUGUGCAUGCAUGCGACAAAUGAGUUAAAUGUGGAAAAGAGAGAGGAAAACAGACAUUGAGGAAGGUCAGAGUAUUAAUGAGGAAAACUUUAACCUGAGACCUGUGAAGGAAAUCACGUCUCGGUCAGCCGAGGAAGCAAGAGCUAAAUUCCAAUCAGCCAAGGACACUGUACAAGAAAUAUGAGAACUGCAAAGAACUGUGACAUUUUUCCGUGACUAUGGGUGAUUUUUCUUUUCGAGAAAACGAUAUCCAUGUGUGAAGAAUCAGAUUAUGAAUCACCUUUAUUCACACACAUGGACAGGGAAAGUCACAUGAUGCUGGUGCUCAACCACAUGUUUCAAAACCAAUUAGAAAGAGCGGAUGAUGUACGCAGCUCAAGAUAAGCCAGCAUAAACACCAUUUUAUGCAUAUUGUAAAUACAUUUAACAUUCUAUUUCAUCUGUAGUCUGAUGGUCAAAGUGCAACUACGUUUGUGGGUCCUGAUGAAGUUGUUGUUUUAUAGUAUUUCUCACACAGUUCAACCGCAGAUUGUGAACAAGGUCCAGAUGCAAUUGCAGUACAUACAUUUUAUUACAUUAAAUAGCAUACUAUAGUAUGAUAAGUAUAUAGGACACAGUAAUGUCGCAGAGCCAAUCCCUAUUCGAAUUUAACAAUCCACCCUCUCAGUUUGCGUUCCUCAACCUCAAUCAUGUGUGCAAGGUCAAGGAAACCAGAGGAUGUAUUACAGACAAUUUGAGCGCAGUCAAAGCCACAGCAGACCAGAUUAAAUCAUAUCAGACUAAUCCAGCUAAUAACGAUAAUGCACCACAGUUUCACCGGUUUGAUAGAAACAGGCUUUUUGUAACACAGCGAUUAGCAAGCAGGAUCUGUUUUGGGAAGGGAGGGAUGAUCGGUGGGAACUGAAAGAGGACAUAUUUUUCCGAUAACAAUAUAUGUGAUGAGUGUGAAGGUUAAUUCUUGACCAUGACCAGUAUAUAGAUGAUGUUUUGUGUUGGUUGCUAAUCAAACAAUUAUAGUGUGCAUUUGGUGUUUGUGUGAUUGUAUGUCAACUUAAUCUGCUGGAAUGUUGAUGCCCCAAUCAUAUUUAUUUUCUAAGAAAAGAAAGACAAAAUACUUUAUUUGGCAUUUCACAUGGAGUCAGCAUGUCAUUUGGACAUGUGGCAAAGUGGUGUUUGAAUACAGCAAAACACAGUGAGUUUUAUUAAAUGAAAACUUUUCAUGAUCUUUAUUCUUGUCCAUUUGUGAACAGCCUUGGAUGUAGACAUGAAUAUGUGUGUUGUUUACCAUGGUCAGCUGUGCUAAAUCAUGCAUAUACCUCUGCUUAAUCAAUAAUAAUUUCAUCUGGAUACUUCCCACUUAACUUUUACUCCUUUCUUGCUUUUGCAAAAAACACCCCAGACACAUCAUCGACCCCCACCCUCAUGUCGUGAGGCAGUAUGUAAACCUCCAGCCUGAUCAGGGUGUAGCCGUUCUCCUUCAAACUAACACAGACCUGGGCCUCAUUCAGUGGGA
This is a messenger RNA of Anarrhichthys ocellatus (wolf-eel), 2449 nucleotides long. RefSeq names its product protein phosphatase 1 regulatory subunit 1B-like. Lineage: Eukaryota; Metazoa; Chordata; Actinopteri; Perciformes; Anarhichadidae. Gene Ontology annotation, biological process: intracellular signal transduction. The record is from RefSeq and is a predicted model, not a curated record. Gene Ontology annotation, cellular component: cytoplasm. The coding region runs from base 253 to 804 and encodes 183 amino acids. The transcript has 5 exons. Gene Ontology annotation, molecular function: protein phosphatase inhibitor activity.